Lytechinus variegatus (green sea urchin) is the source of this 3434-nucleotide messenger RNA. RefSeq names its product chromatin target of PRMT1 protein-like. The record is from RefSeq and is a predicted model, not a curated record. The coding region runs from base 171 to 1076 and encodes 301 amino acids. Lineage: Eukaryota; Metazoa; Echinodermata; Echinoidea; Temnopleuroida; Toxopneustidae. The transcript has 5 exons.
UCGUGGCCGAUUUGUAAGGUUCUCCCCCUACACACAUACGCUGACGACGACACGCAGUCAAAGUUCUAACCAUCAAGCCAAUUUUGAAGAUUUUUUGCCCGUAAAUUACGGAGGACUAGAGAUCAAGAUCUGGAGGAUAUUCAGUCUGUCAACUGGAAAGAGCUCCCAUAAUGAGUACUGUGCAGCCACCCUCAAAAAUAGUGCUCAAAAGCACAACUAAACUAACUUUAAAUGAUCGGUUUACAAAGAUGAUCAAAGCAGCACCGACAUCUCCGACGGGAAGGAAAGCCGCUGCAAGGCAGGAUGCUCAGGUUUCCCAGGCUAACCGUCGACUUGCCCAACAGAUGCAGAACAGACCUUCCGUCAGGGCAGCAUUGGGCAUACCAACAUCUCCGCAAACACAGCAGCAGCAGUUGCCAAAGCAGAGUGUGCAAGCCAGACUGGGCACCACAACACCGGGACAGAGCAUACAGCAACGCCUGGGCAACCUACGGGGGAGGGGUGCUGGCAUGAGAGGGAGAGGGGCUUUUAGGGGUGGCAGAGGGGUAGGGAGGGGGAUGAUGCAAAGAAAUACACAAGUGGGUGUGGCAAAUAGAGGCAUGGGUGUGGCCAGGGGUAGGGGUAGAGGAAGGGGUAUGAUGGCAAGCAGGGGUAUGGUUGGUCAGGGGCAGAGAAGACCCAUGGGGCGGGGAAUGAUGGCCAAGCAAGGACAGAGGGGAAUGAGAGGGAGAUACAUGGUCCGUGGACGAGGAGGCGCAAUGGCAGCACCCGGUGGACGAGGCAGAGGGAUGAACCGUGGAGCUGGCAGAGGGAUGCAGAGAGGUGGAAUGCAGAGAGGAGGAAUGCAGAGAGGAGCCAUGAGACAGCGAGGCCGAGGAGCUUUGGCAGGAAGAGGUCGACAGGCACGAGGUCGUGGCAUGAGGGCGCGUGGUAGGGGAGCCCAGAGGGGGCGUGGUGCAUCCAACCCACAGAUGAGCAAAGAACAGCUUGACAAUCAACUUGAUGCAUACAUGUCAAAGACCAAGUACAGUCUUGAUGCCGAGUUAGAUGCAUACAUGGCUGAUUCCGGUGUUUGAUAUCCAUGCCCUUCUGCAUUGUGUUGUCUGAUAUGUACUAAUUUGCAGUUGCCACUAAGCUAGGACAUUGUCUCAAAGAAAUCUGUAUAUAGUUUUUAUAUGAUUCGUUUAGCAAAGAUAUUCAUUUUCUGUUGAUACCUAUUGUGGAAUAAUGUAACAUUAUCAUUCAAGUAUUUUAGAAAUGUACCAAUUAAGAUAUACAAAAUUAGUUGUUGUUUUUUUAGCAGAAAUCCUUUUUCACAUUACUCUACAGAGAAAUGCCAAGCCCAACAGUAUUAUUAGAAUGUUCAUAUCUGAUUUGCCCAAAGCCUGUUGUACAGGUAGCUCUGUAUUCACAGGACUUCUGAUAGACAGACUAAACCCAUUUCAAGCGAGAUUCUACUUUUUGUGAUCAGGGGGGUGUUUCACAAAGAUAUAAACAUGACUUAAGUCGCACUUAGAUGCCGACGCAUACAUGAUAUGUGACGCGCGAUCUUAAUGAUAGAUACGCAUUAGUGUGCCUCCUCAUGACACGAUCUGACCAAUGCCUUUCAUACCGUACACAACUCAGUUAUUUAAGUGCGACGUUAAGUCAUACUUAAAUCUUUGUGAAACACCCCUCUGGGACUCCACACAUUUUUUUUUAUUACCUGUACUAGAAUGUAUUUUCAUGACAAAGUAUCUCUGGUUUAAUUAAUGAAUGCAUAUAAUAAAUGAGGAUAAAGCUUUAUGUUGGAUUUCAUGUUCUGGUUGUUUUGUAAUGAUGCCCCAAUAAAAAUUUCCUCCACUGUGGCUCCACAUUAAUUAAAAGAGGGUACUUGUUAUGAUAUCAUCAACAUCAUUAAUAGUGUUUACGGUACUUUAAAUUCAGCUGCAAUUGGGAGAAGUAUUGGAAAAAAUGUUUAGCUCUAACUUUUUAAAUCUACUGUCUUGUAUAAAGAGACUUGCCUGAUUUAUUUGCAGCAUUUGUGCAACUCUUUACAAAUAUUAGCACUUGGGGACAUUUUUAUGGAGUACCGUAAUCCAAUUUAUCUGAUAUCUGAUAUACAGGAAUUAGGAAAUUGUGUACAGGUUACCUACGCUACCGGUCAAAUCCACCCCAACAGAAAGAUCAAUUGAAUAAACAGGAAAAUCUAGUAGCAUAGCACUGAAUGUUCAAUUGAAAAUGUUUGAAAUAUGGGUGUUACAAAUCAGAGAAGCAAUGAUGUUACAUGCUUACCAUAUAUUUUCGAAAUAUUUCAAUUUUUUCUUCCAGUAAAGUAUAAUUUACUCUGAAGAAGAAAAGAGCCUGGUUAUCAUAAAAUCUAUGAAAAUUGAAAUGUUCAAUAUUUCAAUCAAUAAACUAUACAAAAGAAAAUUUGAAUGUGUAACAUUAAUUACUGGCUCCUUCAUUUCCAUACUGUCCAAGAUAUUUUUAUUUUUUUUUAUAAAUUGAAAAUGAAUGAAAAUUCCCAUAUUGCUUCCUAUUUUGGACAAAUUUGCAGUGCUCAGGGUGCUUAUUAGUGUUCUCUAUUUUUCCACUUCGCUGAUGGGGUGGACUGAGCCUUUUAGAUCAGAAAAAUGUCUAAUGCUAAUAAUAUACUGUUACAAUAUAUUGCUUAUAAUGGUCAGUGUAGAUAUGACUACCAACACAAAACCCUUUGCAUAGAAUUUGCAUUCAAUGUAGAUAAAUGAUGUUUGUGAUGAAUGUCUUGUUUUCUAACUGCGUUUUUGAAAGCCUGGUUCAUGUAUUAUCCUGUAAAUUUUUUAAUGAAUCCAUAAUGCAUGAUAUUUCAUGAAAAACUACAAAAUGGUUUUGAUUUCAAAGGAGAUGAAAAAUAGUUAAACAUAGUAUAUCUGUUCAAUUAGACCUUUGCCUGAGCAUUAUAAGGAAUCAAUCAAACACAACAAAAAUGACAUGAAGAAGCACAAUCUGUCACUUGAUGCUCAAAAAUAUAAAUCAUGCAGUGGUCAUACAGUGGUAAAAACAAAAGAAAAGAAGAGAAGGACAACUAAGCGAUGGAAUUUGUCAUUAAUUUACCUUUGACUUUUUGACUUUUGAGACAAAAUGACCUUGUUAUGACACCCAUCUCCAAGGGCUAGAAAUUUUCCCAAGUUAAUUUAUUUAUAUGUAAUACAGUCAGCUUUUCCUUGGCACUAAAGCGCCUCAAACCACAUAACAUCCAUUGUUCAUUGUUAUACACCUCAUUAAAGUUCUUUUUAUGAUUUUACUAAGGAAGAGUUGACUGUUCUAUUUCCCUCAGUUGUUAUAUAUAUUCCAGUAAAUCUUAUUUUAUGCGUAUUUAUUUAUGAACUUAUCUAUGUGUUCUUUUUACAUUGGUAAAGAAUUAGGCUGCCAUUUGUCGUGUGAUUUUAUUAUGCCACAGUUCUCCUCGUGAU